Messenger RNA from Dreissena polymorpha, 2092 nucleotides. RefSeq names its product phosphatidylserine decarboxylase proenzyme, mitochondrial-like. The transcript has 5 exons. The record is from RefSeq and is a predicted model, not a curated record. Gene Ontology annotation, biological process: phosphatidylethanolamine biosynthetic process. Gene Ontology annotation, molecular function: phosphatidylserine decarboxylase activity. Gene Ontology annotation, cellular component: mitochondrion. NCBI's taxonomy places the organism in Eukaryota, Metazoa, Mollusca, Bivalvia, Myida, Dreissenidae. The coding region runs from base 341 to 1636 and encodes 431 amino acids.
GACGAUUUCUACACUUUGUAUUGACGAUUUCUAGUAAGUCGAUGAAUUCCGGAGAUAGUCGAUGUAUAACGAAUGCAGUUGGGAGGAGACAAAAUAAACCGAAGAUGGAAGAUUCCCUUCAGAACACUCUCGAUUGACUUCAUUCGCAACAGUAUUUAAACAACAUCGAUAACGGUCUCCCAGCUGAAGGAACAUGACCAUUAACUUACUUUUAUAUAUUCCGAUUACGACGUGCAUGUUUGUAAACGUGAUAAAACUUGAAAAUUAACAUCACUCAUUCUAGGCUAUCUGUCACUGAAUCUUUGGACUUUAAACCAGUUGCUAACUUCUACCAUAAGUAAUGUUUGGAUAUAUUUGGUCAGAUUUUGUCAAUGGCGAGGCAAUUAAAGACCAUACUGAAUGGAUGGAAAGUGUGGCAUAUAAUCCACACCUUUUAUACAGUACUUUAAUAAUCGCUAUUCUCUUGACGAAGGGUUAUGGUCGAAACAUUGCCCUAGCAGUAAGUCGAAAAUUACUCCAAGAACCAAGCAGAAAAUUAUGGAGAGCGAUCAGAGUUAUCAAACCGCGACAGAUUAUCUAUUAUGGCAUGAGAUGGGGCAUACCAUUACAUAAGCUUAAGGACCUUCUGCUGCUUCAUAGAAAACUUCUGGAGAUAAUACCUGGACGACAACGAAAUGGCUUAAACCGCUCAAGAAAAUCUCUCAAGAAACAUUCAUUUAGAAAAAGAAGGAUAAAUCCCACAGUUGGUCUAUACAGAGCUUUACCACUGAAGGUGAUGUCCCGUCUUUGGGGAAAGAUGACAACUAUGGACCUGCCUGUGGCUUUGCGUCAGCCAUUGCUUGGACUUUACUGCCGCAUGUUCCAUGUUAAUCUAUCGGAGGCCUUAGAUGAAAACCUAAAACACUACUGCAGUGUUAGCGAGUUUUUCAGAAGGGAGCUGAAGCCAGGUGUCCGGCAGGUUGAUCAGCAUUCACCAGUUACGAGUCCAGCAGAUGGAACAAUUCUUCACUAUGGAUGCGUGAAAGAGGGCAUUGUAGAGCAAGUUAAGGGUGUCAACUACUCCAUUCAGGGAUUCUUGGGACCAAGUGGGGAGAAGGAAAGCAAGCCAUUGUUGGAUGAUGAUUUUCAGAAGCAGCUCCACAGUCGGCCAGACCAUGAAUUGUUCCACUGCAUCAUUUAUCUGGCACCUGGUGACUACCACCGUUUCCACUCACCCAGCACAUGGACAGUGAAACACAGGCGACAUUUUCCAGGUGAAUUACUGAGUGUCAAUCCCGGUGUGGCUCGAUGGAUUGAGGGAUUGUUCAGCUUAAAUGAGAGAGUUGUGUACACUGGUUCCUGGCAGCAUGGCUUCUUUUCCUACACAGCAGUUGGUGCUACAAAUGUGGGAUCCAUUAAAGUCUAUUUUGACAAGGACUUGGCGACUAACACAGGACGUGCCUAUCCAUCAACAGUUUACUAUGACAAAUGUAUUGAUGAUGUGCUAAUUACCAAAGGUGACAUGAUUGGAGAAUUCAACAUGGGAUCAACCAUAGUUCUGAUAUUUGAAGCCCCAUCCAACUUCAAAUUUUCUCUUUAUGCUGGCCAAAAAAUUAUGUUUGGUCAACCAUUAGGAAGUUUAGAAAUUUCAUCUUAAUAUAUAGAACAGUGUUAAGUAUUUUAAAUGAGUGAAGUAGAUAAAGUAAUAAUUUGAGACAGAAAUUUGCAUAUAAAGAGAAGACUGAGAAAUAAGACUAAAUUAAGGUUAGUAUGAACUUCCAUUUCACAUGUAAAUCAUAAAAGUUGUUAGGUUUAAAACUGUAACGCUACUCCCUCUUUUUGAGACAUAAGCUGAAUUAUUUUCAUAAUCAACUGUAUUAUUAGAAUAUUGCGGCAAGCAUACACAAAUGAUUUAAAUUCACUUAAUGAAGUUCCUUUUCCAGACGAUGUUUUGAUAAUUUGUAGAGACUUUGAUUUUUUUUGUCAAUGUGACAUUUUUGUUUUUGAUAAUUUUGUUUGUUACCUCUGAAAAUACUAUACCAUAUGAUAGGGUUAUUGGUAUAGUUGAUGUGAAUCAUGCUGUUACCUAUGCUGAAAUAAAUCUUAAAAUAUU